GCAGCUAGCAAGCGACCCGGAAGCCUCCCCAUCUCGGGGUCAUGAUGGGCAGCAAGAUGGCGUCUGCCAGCAGGGUCGUUCAGGUAGUCAAGCCACAUACUCCAUUAAUAAGGUUCCCUGACAGAAGAGACAAUCCUAAACCCAAUGUAUCAGAAGUUUUGAGAUCAGCAAGACUACCAUCUCACUCUUCUUCAAUUUCACAGCAUUCUAAGGGAAGUAAAUCACCAGAUUUGCUGAUGCAUCAGGGUCCACCAGACACUGCAGAAAUUAUAAAAACAUUACCUCAGAAAUACAGAAGGAAGCUUGUGUCUCAAGAAGAAAUUGAA
Hyaena hyaena (striped hyena) is the source of this 326-nucleotide messenger RNA. Its product is annotated as 28S ribosomal protein S36, mitochondrial-like. The transcript has a single exon. The annotation marks the transcript as partial. NCBI's taxonomy places the organism in Eukaryota, Metazoa, Chordata, Mammalia, Carnivora, Hyaenidae. Gene Ontology annotation, biological process: 2-oxoglutarate metabolic process. The record is from RefSeq and is a predicted model, not a curated record.